AGGAGUCAGCAGCCUGAGGAUGCUGUCAGGUUGCCGUGGUUUCAGCCUCCUGCUUCUUGUGCCGAUCGUUGUGUGCACGGCUGAAGGGUGUGAGGGUGAGGCGUAAGGAUUUAUGACAGGACGGAGGGAAGGAGGAAAGGAGGAAAGGAGGGGAGGAGGAGGAGGUUGUGACAGCAGGAGGUGUUGAAGGGUGGAUUAUCGCUGCUGCAGAAAAACAUCAGAGUCAUCGUUUCCUCUGAGUUCCGGCCAUCAGGAAGCUCCAUCACUCCAUCUGGGAGCAGAGGGAGGACUGAGGGAAGGACUGAAGGAAGGAUGGAGGGAGUGUGAGUCCUCGCUGGUCCUCAGAUCUGUGAGUCAUGACCUCUCAGGAAGAGGCUUCUUCCUUCAGAAGAUUCUUUCAGUACGUCGAGGACAGCGGUCUUCGAACAUACGAUGGUCUGGUGAUCCAAAACGCUUCUGACAUCGCCAGGGAGAGCGACCGCAUACGGAACCAAACCAAUUGGAACUAUCUUCAGGAAAAACACCAGAAGAAAAGGAGGCAGGAAGAGGCAAUAAAGAGGAUUGGGGAAGAUGUCACCAUGGCUGCAGAUGGGGCAUACUCUGGGAAACAUUUCAGAAUGGGCUUCAUGACAAUGCCGGCACCACAGGAUCGACUGCCUACAACUACGCAAGGCUUCACUGUUCGAUCCCAGUCUCUUCACUCAGUGGGCGGGGGAGAGGAAGAUUCCAACCACAGUCGCAAACAACCCCCACCUAAACCCAGGCGAGACCCUACGACCAAACUGAGCAGCAGCUCUGAGGCGGUAGAUGGAGUCUCUGGUUUCAUAAAGAGAGAUUAUCAAGAAACAAAGGAUGGUGCAGAACCGUCAGAAGCUCGAUUCUAUCAACACACUGAAGAAUGCAAAAAGAUGCCUCCCCCCAAACCCAAAAGAGAUCCAAACACUCAGCUGAGCUCGUCUUUUGAUGAAUCCUACAUCCGUAACCAUUGCAGCAAGAAGUCUUCCCUACAAGGUGACAAAUCCUCAUCUCAGAGUCAGAGUCCCGCAUCCAGAGACACAGACGAUGAGGAGCCAGUUUAUAUUGAAAUGGUUGGAAACAUCCUGCGGGAGCUGAAAAGUCAGGAAGCUCUUGACGAUGAGCAGAGUGAGUCUGUGUAUGAGGAGAUGAAGUACCCGAUGCUGGAAGACUUUCUGCAGGAUGUGCAGUCCACCAUCCUGGACAGUGAAGCGUGGGCCUCCCGGGGCUCAUUCUGUGACAUUCCCCCACCCUUCCCCAACCUCCUAACUCACCGUCCACCUCUGCUUGUCUUUCCACCUGCCCCGGCUCAAUGCUCCCCUAACUCUGACGAGUCCCCUCUCACGCCCCUUGACGUAACUCGUCUACCUAUGUUAGAAAAUGUUAACGUGAGUAAAUCAGGGGGUGCAGAGCAGCCACAGAGCUCCAGUCACCACCGCAAAGACCGGGACAGGGAUAGGGACAAGGAUAGGGACCGGGAAGUGCCCCACACACACACAAUCACAUCCUCUGGUCGGUCAUCAGCCCCUCCUCUUCCCUCCAGCUUUUACAAGUCAUCUAGCUCUGCCCACAGUGGUCAUGGUUACCCCCGCAGCCAAUCAGCGUGUCCCUCUCCGGUCAGCAUGGGACGCUCUUUGACUCCUCUCAGUUUGAAGAGGCCACCACCUUACGAUACUCUGAUAGCUGGAGGAAGCAUGCCCCGCUCCUCUUCGUCAUCAUCAUCAUCCUCGCAGAGGGCAGGAGAGGGCGGGGCUAAACUCAGUAACUCCUCCUCCGCCCAUGGCUCCAUGCAUAACGUCUCCGGGAGGUCCCAGACUCCAACGAGUCCACUGGAUGAACUAAACAACCUGUUUGCAUCAGGCAGACAAGUGAAGAAGAGAGGCUCAGGAGGAAGGAAGAGCCGAGAGGGUGAAGGAGACUCCAAGUCUCUGCCAAGACAUGACAGCAAAGACAGAGAUGGACAAUCAAGUCCUGUGUCCAGCAGGUUGGGGAGGUCAUCCGUGAGCCCCACCAUGAUGCUUUCAGGGGGAGGAGAAUCAAAGACCGUAGGAAAACUGGGCCGAUCUGCAUCAACAUCAGGGGUUCCUUCUCCAGGAACUCCACAACGCCACCUCCACGAGUCCCACCAUCCCGCCCUCAGCCAGAUGCCGUGGCUCUGUGGUGACGCCACUAUGAUGGAGAUGAUCGAGAAAAAGAGAGUUUUGUGUCGAGAGAUCAAAGCUCGCCAACGGCCAGAGAAGAACCUGUGCAAACAGGACAGCAUGCCCAACCUGCCCACCUGGAGGAGGAAGCAGCCGCCGCCAUACUCAGCCCCGCCCAAUGCAGCCGGACACACCACCACCGUGUUCUGGGACACCGCCAUCUGAGACCAAUGAGACACCAAUAGGGAUAUCCCCAACUACAUUUUCCACUGACUCGGAGAAAUCAGGAUGAUCAUGAUCAUGAUCAUGACGAUGAUAAUCAUGAUCAUCAUCAUCAUCAUCAUUAUGAAAGUUAUGAUAACGACUUUUAUGUUGGUCAUAAUGGUGAUAAUGAUAAAGAUGAUAAUGAUGCGAUAAUAGCACUGUUGAUAAAGGUGACAAUGAUGUUGACUGAUGCAGAUGAUGAUGGUGGAUGUGAUGAAGAUGGCGUCAUUACUGAUGAUGAUGAUGAUGAAGAAGCUGUUCUGAGGGAUUAUGCAAAUAAGGUGAUGAUGAUCCUCAUCAUCAUGAAGAUGACAGUUAGGACAAGGACUUUUAUGUUGGUCAUAAUGGUGAUAAUGAUAAAGAUGAUAAUGAUGCGAUAAUAGCACUGUUGAUAAAGGUGACAAUGAUGUUGACUGAUGCAGAUGAUGAUGGUGGAUGUGAUGAAGAUGGUGUCAUUACUGAUGAUGAUGAUGAUGAAGAAGCUGUUCUGAGGGAUUAUGCAAAUAAGGUGAUGAUGACAGUCAUCAUCAUGAAGAUGACAGUUAGGACAAGGACUUUUAUGUUGGUCAUAAUGGUGAUGAAAAUGUUGAUAAUGAUGCGAUAAUAACAAUUAUUAAUGUGCUAGAGUUGAUGAAGGUUACACUGAUUAUAAUGUGGAGGAGGUGAGGAAGAUGGUGAUAUUACUGAUAAUGCCGCUGUCUUUGGGAUUAUGCAAAUGAUGAGGAUGUAAUGAUGAUGAUGAUGAUGAUGUACCAUCGUCAGUUUCGACCAACCUCUGAGAGCUUUAAGGUGAUCCAAACCCGAUUAUUUGUUGACGAGUCAAACUCUCCAGUCGCGUCGUUCCUUCAACACAGUCGUUGGAUUCGGUUCUGUUUGCACCUGAAGAUUCAUCUGUUCAACGCUCCUCUUCCUCCCAUGUGACACAGUUUGAGUUGUUGAUCAGAGCUUUUCAGCUAAACAUCGUUAUUGUUCCACAGGUUAGAAUAAAUGGUGUCUGUUAGUAAAGGAGCAUCGAUCCGCCCCAAACAAACACACCCAGCUUCAUUUUGUCUGUAUUAGUGAAAACCUUCACCACAAAGAUGCAGUAUGAGGAACGGCCCCUGGUUCAGAUCAGGGGGCGGUCCACACGGUUCUCAGUCUUUAGACAGCCUUUCAGACAGGUUUAGCCUCCUUAAUCAAUGGUUCCCACCCGCAUGUAUGAUGACAUCAUCCUACGCUCCAAUCAGAGAGGAGGGCGUGGCUGUUCAGGUGUAGCAAAGUUUUCUGUCGUCUUUCUAGUUCAUAUUUUUUUAUCUGUAAAAGAUUCAGAUGUUUUUUAAAGUCUGACGGUCGUGUAGCAGAAAAUCUGAACCCCUCUAUGUUUGAAAAGAAUAAUAAGCACAUCGCUGUGAUGUGUUUUUAUAUUUCUGAGAGAAAAGAUGGUGACGUCUGUGUGUGGAGUGUAGUUGGAACGUGAACAUGUUUUUAUAUUGGAAUAUUUUAAACUGAGAAUAUUUUUGCCAGGCUGUUUGUUGGUUUGUGCUUGUUUGCAGCUUGUGAAUUUUUCAUUCCAGCCUGACUCUAGUUUGUUGUCAGCUUCCCGUCGCUAUGAGUCCAGCAAGACUCGGGUUUAAAACUCCAGCUUGAUUAAAAUUAAACAUCAGCUUUUAAAAACACCUUGUGUGUAUUUUUAAUUUAGAUAUAGUUCCUGCGUUCAGUUUUAUUCCAGUUUGAGAUUCAUGCUAAACUUCAGCUGGUGCUAAUUUUAAAUCCACACCAGCUCCAUUCUAAGACCAGUUUGAUUCUGGUUUAAGUUUAGACCUAAACCGACGGACAGUCGCUGGUGUGACUCUAACUUGAAUCCAGUCUAACUCUGGUUUAGGGAGUAGGCUCUGUGUUGCUGCUGGUUCUAUGACGCCUCCGCUCAUCUAACAUAAAUAGCUUUGUGGGUUUAAAUUAACCAGAAUAAACUGUUGAUAAACUACUAACUUGACACACAUACCUCCUGUUUGUUACAGUGAAAGCAAAAAGAAAUGUAGCCUUACUUCUGUGUCUUUUUACGCAAUUUCUGAGUAGAAUUUAGCAGGCAACACGUUGGACAAGCCUUUAAAACUAAUGUUUUUUUAGUAAUAAACAAUUUUAUGUUUUUAACGGGGGGCACAUAACUUAUAUUUAUCUUGAUAUUAAUAUUAAUUCAGUUCGAUUCAGUUUAUUUCUAUAGCGCCAAUUCACAACACAUGUUUUCUCAAGGCACUUUACAGU
Molecule: messenger RNA, 4661 nt
Organism: Cyprinodon variegatus (sheepshead minnow)
Lineage: Eukaryota; Metazoa; Chordata; Actinopteri; Cyprinodontiformes; Cyprinodontidae
Gene: nyap2a
Product: neuronal tyrosine-phosphorylated phosphoinositide-3-kinase adaptor 2
Exons: 7
Coding region: 357-2381 (674 amino acids)
Biological process (GO): phosphatidylinositol 3-kinase/protein kinase B signal transduction; neuron projection morphogenesis
Source: RefSeq, a predicted model, not a curated record